Lytechinus variegatus (green sea urchin) is the source of this 2365-nucleotide messenger RNA. Its product is annotated as 5-hydroxytryptamine receptor 1F-like. Gene Ontology annotation, cellular component: membrane. The record is from RefSeq and is a predicted model, not a curated record. The transcript is spliced from 2 exons. Gene Ontology annotation, molecular function: dopamine neurotransmitter receptor activity, coupled via Gi/Go; G protein-coupled receptor activity. Gene Ontology annotation, biological process: adenylate cyclase-activating adrenergic receptor signaling pathway. Bases 502 to 1587 code for a protein of 361 amino acids. Lineage: Eukaryota; Metazoa; Echinodermata; Echinoidea; Temnopleuroida; Toxopneustidae.
CAAUGUUUUUAUGAUUUAUGAACUAUUGAUUUAUCCAAUGUGAUAUCCUUUAAGAUAUCUUUAGGCCUAUAUUGUCGUGUCCUCAAUACACGCAGGCCUGUACUCUAUACCUUUAUUAACCAACAGAUCGAUAUAGUUACACAACCACUUCUCUUCAACCGUGUUAUACAUAACGCUUCUACUCAAUAUCUUUUAAUGAAAAAGUACAUUUCGUCACUGAUUCUUUUGAUCCUUACUUUCAUUGAAAAGGUGAUAUCCAUAUCAAAGGACACUGCCUUGUAUGAUAUUCCUUUCAAGGGAAACUGCCUUGUAUAUAAGUCAAAGCAUUUUAGUAUCGAAGUACUACCUUGAGUGACGGUCAGCAAGAGCAUGUAGCCCUAUUUGCAUUGGGCUUGAUAAGAAUCUAAUGGUAGUAAGUAAUCCUUCAUUCAACGAUUAUAGUGCCACUGAUAAAAUUCAAAAAUUUAAAAACAUAUAAUUUCCAACUCCGUAGUGAGAAUCAUGUACGGGGACGGGAAUACGACCAACGUUCUUCAGGAGCAACAAGAAACAGUAGCAGCGGAAACGGACGAUGAGAGACGAGGUCUCCACGCCCUACUACUACCGCUGCUCUUAGUGGCCCUCAUCAUCACGACCAAUGGCCUUAGCCUGGCAGCAUUCGCCGUCGAGAAACGACUCCGUGGCUACAACAACUACUUCAUCAUAAACCUUACAAUCUCGGACUUUCUCUUUGGGUUUGUCAUCAUCGUGACAUCCUUGCACACCUAUUUUAGACGAUUCCCAUUCCCAGGUAACAACUGGUGCCGGAUCUUCUACGGUGUCUUCAGCAGCGUCCAGUUCGUAUCAAAUCUGAUCAUCAUCACUAUCUGCAUUGAUAGACACCGAGCAACCUACGAUCCCAUCGGGCAUUUCACCACCAGGAGCAAGCGAAAAGCGAUCUACGCGAAUAUUUCCGUAUGGGUUGCAUCGAUCCUUUUCUGGUUCGGUUUUUCGACAAUUCCCGAUUUCGUCUUGGACUUCAACAACACUUCCGGUUGCAUUGUUUGGCAUUUCGUGAACCCGAUCGGCCAGAUAGUACCAGUAUUUAUCCGGUUCAUCAUCCCUUUCACAAUCAUGCUGAUAAUCUACGUGCGGAUCUUCGUGAAGAUAAAAAAGAUAGCCGGGAGAAAGCACAUCGGCGAAGAAUUUAAUGGGGACACUUCAUGGUCGCGGCAGAGCAAAUCUGACGGUGGUAACGACGCUGGUGAUUCCAAAGAAGGCCCCAUUACUACCAUAGAAUCUGGUGGUCAGAAAGCAGUCAAGCGUGAAUCAGCAUCCGAGGUUCGCAGCGCCACAAAGACACUCCUCUUCAUCGUCAUCGCUUUCUUUAUUACCUGGUUUCCAUUUUCUGUCAUCUCCCUUAUCUACUCGAUUGAACCGACACUCAUCUAUCCGCGGCUUCCUGACUGGGCGCAUUUGGUACCCGGUUGGCUGGUCUACGUGAAUAGCUUACUCAAUCCGCUUUGCUACGUUGUCUCGCAACCGCUCUUUCGGAAAACCGUAUUCGGUUUGAUCCGCCACCCUAUCCGGUAUUGCAGAGGGAAAUAAUCGUCGGUUUCAUUUGAUUAUGGCGGGUUCGGAAUCGUUGCAUUUGUGAUUUGAAGUCUAAUAAUCAAUUGACUAAAUCUUACGAUUCUCAGUGUCCAUGGUCCUGAUAAAGACCGGUAAGGUUCUAUACGGUUAGAGCAAAUUGGAUUUAAAAAUACACUUAACAUCCAAACUCUCUUGUUUGGAAAAUCUUUUGAAAAGUUCUAUUCAGAACUAACUCUAGAUGUUAAAGUUCUUAUUGUGAAUAAUCUAAUGCUCAAUUAAAAAAUUAACCAUUAUACAUCAUAUCAUUUGGAUGAUUUUAGAGGAAAGUAAAAAUGAACUUCGUAUUUUAUGUAUUGUCACUAAUAUGGCACAAACACAAAAUGAUGUAAGGUAGAACAAAUUUUUAAAUUUUUUUGAUUGUGAAAUGGUAUCUUUUUAUAUGGGUAUAUCUGUAAUGUAGUAAUUUGUUUCACCACUCCUAUUGAGUUACAGCUACGAAAUCAACGACAAAAGGAUUUUUCUCUUGUCUAUGUAUUACUUGUGAAAACUGCCCGUUAGUUUGUCGGGUAUGAAAUCAUAUACAUUUAGACAACGGUAUAGAUUGAAAAUGGUAAGUGUAAUUAACCCCCCCCCCCCAUUGUAUAUUUGGAAGAAAUUCAUACAUGCUGAGAUCUAUGCUUAUUUUACAUUUUCAUAAAUAUUUUAGUUCAAAGUAUAUUAAUUGAAAUACUCUCUUUUGCUUUAUAUUUGGGGCUCACAUGAUUAAUACAUCUUUUGUAAUACCACGACAGAU